AUGGAGGUGGAGGUCAAUAAGCUGGAACUGAUGAAAAAUCCAGUUACACUCAUAAAGGAAUUGUCAGCAAUAGGAUCUCGAUAUCAAACUUUGCAUGCACGCUUUAAACCAAUUCCUGCAGAGCAGAAAGAGACUAAGAACCGCAUUUGUGCUACUGUCAAUAAGACUAUGACUAUGAUACAAGAGCUACAAAAGCAAACAGACCUGGAGCUGUCACCACUGAGUAAAGAAGAGCAAACUGCGGCAGAACAAUUAAAAUCUUUCAUGUCAGACGUAUGA
Messenger RNA from Neogale vison (American mink), 279 nucleotides. RefSeq names its product spindle and kinetochore-associated protein 2-like. The record is from RefSeq and is a predicted model, not a curated record. Gene Ontology annotation, biological process: mitotic cell cycle; cell division; chromosome segregation. The coding region runs from base 1 to 279 and encodes 92 amino acids. Gene Ontology annotation, cellular component: outer kinetochore; spindle microtubule. Gene Ontology annotation, molecular function: microtubule binding. The transcript has a single exon. Lineage: Eukaryota; Metazoa; Chordata; Mammalia; Carnivora; Mustelidae.